Kluyveromyces marxianus DMKU3-1042 is the source of this 468-nucleotide messenger RNA. RefSeq names its product Spc19p (gene SPC19). The coding region runs from base 1 to 468 and encodes 155 amino acids. Gene Ontology annotation, cellular component: spindle microtubule; DASH complex. The transcript has a single exon. NCBI's taxonomy places the organism in Eukaryota, Fungi, Ascomycota, Saccharomycetes, Saccharomycetales, Saccharomycetaceae. The record is from RefSeq and is a predicted model, not a curated record. Gene Ontology annotation, biological process: attachment of spindle microtubules to kinetochore.
AUGGAUCAAUCACUUUUGGAUGGAGUAGAAGCGCUAACUGCCAGUGUUGACAACAUGGAAACAUGUCUUAGAAACACUAAAACGACAACAGAAUCGAGUACAAAACUAGCUACAAACAUGCUACAAUGCAAUCGAGUAUUUCAGCUUGUCUCUGAAUAUGACAUGCAAAGGGCAAGACUUGACUUGAUGGAGGAGAUUGAGCCGUUAUUACAGAAAUUGUAUAGUAAACUCGAAAAAGGAUUGGGUAAACUGGAAAGGGAACGUGCAACAUUAUCUCAGACUUUUGAGUUGAACAAGUUACGUCUUAAUAAUCAUGGGGCUGCUCCAUUAACGGACGGCAUUGUAAACGAUCGGUCGGACCCGGUGGUAAUUGUUUCGUCAACGCAUGAAGAAUUAGAACGGUUGAAAGAGUUGAAGAAUCGAAAGGAAGAAUUAUUGGAUAAGAUACGACAAUUGAAUAACAAUUAG